UGGGGACAGGGGUGUUUACAGUUUUCUGCUGGACAAGAUGGACAAGAAGACUCGUAUUUUUGGUCCUGACUACAAGAAAUUCCUCACUGAUUAUGAUAUGCAUCUGAAUGAGAAGAUAAGAUUUGAUAUCAUAGAGGAAGAAGAAAAUGUGUUUGUUACUGCACUAGACAUUGAAGAUUACUCCAAGGAAUUAUUCAAAGAAGUUUUUUAUUUUGAAGGAGAUGCUAAAUCCAUCUUUAUCUCAAAAACUGUUGAACUUAAAAAUUCUGAGAUCAUCAAUAUCAACAGCCGUGUUUACGACCGUGGUCUGGGCCUUGGCGGUGUUUUUGUACAUCGCCUAUCUACAUAUGAUGUUGCUUCCAAUGCACUGCGUAUCCCGAAGACUAUUGUAUCUGUUCUUGACGUUCGUCGUAGUGGUGAUAUCUACUUUCUGAGGGGUGAGGAUGAUGAUGACAGCCAUGCUGUCUACUACACAUCCGUUGAUGGCAGAAUCAGGUUUAAGUCGGGUUGGAUUGACUUCUGUGUUAAGAAUAACUUGGUGGCUGGCCUGUUAGUCCUGUGUUUGUUCUUUAAGAUGGAGGGCAUGCUUUUUAUGUCUGUUGAUGUGAUCGAGGAUGUGAUCGAGGAGGAGCGGUGAUCGACUGAUUACUUCACGUACUUUGUUAUAUAUUUCCAGUAAGAUGUAGGGGUUUAAGUUUCAGACGAUGAACCUACUACACUACUCGAAC
This is a messenger RNA of Lolium perenne, 728 nucleotides long. Lineage: Eukaryota; Viridiplantae; Streptophyta; Magnoliopsida; Poales; Poaceae. The record is from RefSeq and is a predicted model, not a curated record.